Daktulosphaira vitifoliae (grape phylloxera) is the source of this 823-nucleotide messenger RNA. RefSeq names its product sentrin-specific protease 1-like. Gene Ontology annotation, biological process: protein desumoylation. Gene Ontology annotation, molecular function: deSUMOylase activity. The transcript is spliced from 2 exons. Lineage: Eukaryota; Metazoa; Arthropoda; Insecta; Hemiptera; Phylloxeridae. Gene Ontology annotation, cellular component: nucleus. The record is from RefSeq and is a predicted model, not a curated record. The coding region runs from base 15 to 428 and encodes 137 amino acids.
AAGAAAAAGAAGUAAUGCAAGAUCAGAACACAAAAUCUCUUGAUCAGUAUAAUGCACCUUCAUUUAAAUCGCCCACAUCUUGGUAUACUUCAGACACAAUUAAUGAGUACAUUAAAAUGAUAGUAAAACGGUCAGAAGGUGAAGUUUAUGCAGUUGUCACUGAUUUUAUUGUAGCGUAUCUUCGAGGAGGUUAUCCAGCUGUAAGAAGAUGGAUAAAAAAAGAUAUUCACACAAUAAAAUUACUUUUUGUGCCCAUGAAUGUAUAUGAGAGUCAUUGGAUAUUGACAGUGGUUAAUAUACCUGAAAAGACUGUGACAUCAUAUGAUAGUCUUAAGUCGUAUGAGGGUCCCUAUCCAAUGGUAUUAAAAAAUUUCUUAAUUGAAUGGGAGAUGGACAAAAAAGGAAAAGCUUCUACAUGGACAUUAUAAAUAGGUGAGACAUCUCGCCAAACCAAUGGACAUGAUUGUGGGCCAUUUACUGUUGAGGUGGCAGAAAAAAUGUCUCGAGGAGAUACAACACCAAUAAAUGCAAAUUUUAUGCCUUUUAUAAGAUUAAGACACAAAAAUGAAAUUAUUGCUGGCGAGCUAUUCAAUUAAUAUUUUUAUGAAUGAAAUUUUAUUUUUGUAUUUUAUAUCAAUUUUCUUAAUAUUCACUAUAAAUUGAAAUUUUUAUUUGUAUACCACCAAACAUUUUUUUACUUUUUCUAUGUUUAAUUGUUGUUUUGUUAUUUUAUUUUAAUCUUAUUUUUCAUUGUAACAUUUCAUUUAAGAAAUUCAAAUUUAAUAUAAAUUUAUCUUAACUGAAAUAAUUUAAUGUUCUUGUU